AUAACAAUAUAAGAUAUUUUAUUGUUUUAUCGCUGAUUUUAUUUAGAAUUUAGGAUUUAGGACUUAAUUUUUUAUGAAAUUACCGUCUUAUACCUACCCACAGAAUCGCUUGUGCCCAUAAACUCAAUAUAAAUCUAAAUUUUUACAUUUUCUUUCGGUUAUGCGGAUCGGAACGGAGUGAAAUUUAGAACGCAGUUUUUGUUAAUGGAAUGUCCCACUUAAAAACAAAUUUAAAUAAAAAAACAGAAACGUAAUCAAAUGACGGUGUCAUGCUAAUUAUAUUUACAAGAAAUGUAGUUAAAAAUUAUGGGGUUAUCAAAAGUUCAGCUGAAUCCAUACCUACCACUUUUUCAAGGAGAAAAUAGUGAGUAAAGCAGUGCAAACCGUGCAAAGAACAAACCUACCUUAUGAUAUGUGUCGCUCUCAGUUGUCAAAGAGAUAUUUUAAGGUUAGCACAUACUUUUACAACCUUUGGCACGAAAGUCAAAAUAAAAAUGAAAAAUUAUGUUUGCCAAGUACCUGAAUUAGCGAGGACAAAUGUUCAUAUAAAAAACAAAGAACUAGUUAAUCAAAAAAUUAAAAAUUUAAUUGAAGGAGGUUUCGAUAAAUUGCAAGUUGUUUCGGAUUUUGAUAAAACCCUCACUAAACAACACCAAAAUGGAAAAAUGCACCUCAGCAGUUUUGGUAUAUUUAGUUGUUGUCCAUCAGUCACAGAAGAACAUACGAGAUUCAGCACUGAGCUAAAUAAAAAAUAUGCACCUUGUGAAGUUGAUCCCACUAUUUCGAAACCUGAAAAAACGAAACUUAUGGAAGAAUGGUGGUCUUUAUCAGAAGAUUCCCUGAGAGGUUUAUCUGUAAGUCAAAAAGAAAUUGAAGAAGUAUGUGGACAGUUGGGGCCAGAAUUGAGGGAUGGCACAAAAGAACUAUUUGAUCAACUUCAACAAGCAGAUGUACCCGUUUUAGUUUUUUCAGCAGGUCUUGGUGAUACAGUCAAAGCUGUGAUGAAACAUUUUGAUGUAAAUCUCCCAAAUGUAGAGGUGAUUUCAAAUUUUUUGAAAUACGAUAACGAAGGUAGGAUUAUGGGUUUCAAAAACACCACCAUACAUGUCUACAAUAAAAACGAGGUCGCCAUCAAAGGUACAGAAUUUUACAAGAGAAUAGAAGAUAGAGAGAACGUAAUUUUAAUGGGCGAUUCACUGGGAGAUGCAAAUAUGGUAGAAGGUAUGGAAACAAUACGAACUGUACUAAAGAUUGGGUUCCUUUAUGAAAGGAGUGAAGAGGCACUACCGGACUACCUGGACACAUUCGACGUCGUCUUAGUGGAUGAUCAAACGAUGGAUCUGCCGAUGGCAAUUUUAGAUUUAAUCAAAAAGUCAUUAAAUAAUUUAGGAGAUGGAAAAGCAUAAAUUCUCAUUUUAGAUCUGAUACAAAUAAACAUAUAUUGUAAAAAAAUAGUAAAAUACUUUAUUUUUGUUUUAUUAUUAACACCACAUUUCUGAUUUUUAGUUGAUUUAUUUAUUUUUUACAAUAAAUUAUUUUUUAUUUGAAGUUUUCUAAAUAGA
Psylliodes chrysocephalus is the source of this 1562-nucleotide messenger RNA. The record is from the annotation of a GenBank genome assembly. Lineage: Eukaryota; Metazoa; Arthropoda; Insecta; Coleoptera; Chrysomelidae.